AUAUGGAACUCUCCUUGGGCAAAUCUAGUUUUCGUGUUUCAAUUCAGUCUUGGCAUCACCAUCGGAUCGUUCCUUAUUCCGCAGAAGUUCUUCUGGAAGAAGCAAGCGAGAGGAAUUUAUAUCCAGUUCGAAGACUUGAAUUUUCGUGCGAAAUACUUUACCUUUGCAUAUGCGUUGGAUACGUUUUUCAUGGUCUUCAUUAUUAUAAUCAAUAUCACAAUGAUGAUUACGCUUAAAAGAAAAUACAGACUGCGGAAAUCUGCUUCAUAUUGUGCUCCGUUGAACCAGAAGGUGUUGUCGGAUAAGCAGCGCCAGGAAAAUAACCUCACAAUUGUCUCCGUUGUUACUUGUGCCAUUGAAAUAGCCUACUACUUAUACAUCUUGUACGCAUUUCUUAUUCAGCCUCAUCUAAAUACCAGGAUCUUUUAUCUAUUAUACAAUGUAUUCAAUGACAUCUACGCCGGCGCUUCAGCAUGGCUGAUACUUUCGUUUUCAACGACGCUACAGCAGCAUCUUCGCAAUCAGCUAAGGUGUUUGCCGUUGAACCAGUCGCAAAAUCACAAUACCACCAAGAUUCCAAUGUCCUCCGCAUCUCGUCUGACAUUCCGACGACCAACCGAACGUUCAUCUUUCUUGAACACCUAG
Cooperia oncophora is the source of this 645-nucleotide messenger RNA. The record is from the annotation of a GenBank genome assembly. Lineage: Eukaryota; Metazoa; Nematoda; Chromadorea; Rhabditida; Trichostrongylidae.